This is a messenger RNA of Nematolebias whitei (Rio pearlfish), 1236 nucleotides long. Its product is annotated as caspase-1-like. Gene Ontology annotation, molecular function: cysteine-type endopeptidase activity. Lineage: Eukaryota; Metazoa; Chordata; Actinopteri; Cyprinodontiformes; Rivulidae. Gene Ontology annotation, biological process: proteolysis; regulation of apoptotic process. The transcript has 8 exons. Bases 1 to 1236 code for a protein of 411 amino acids. The record is from RefSeq and is a predicted model, not a curated record.
AUGUACAUUGUCAAAAGCUCUGGACAAGACAAGGAACAGGGCGGCACAUUUGUCUGUAUCUUUACAAUUCCAGAUAAGGAGCUUUCCGAAGUGAGACAUUUGUUUGUGGAUAAAGUGUCCAAAGAAAUUAUUAACCAGCUCCUGGACUGCCUUUUGGAAGAUGGCGUCUUGAAUCAUGGAGAGAAAGAUUCAAUUCUUCAAGAGAACGUCAACAGAGCCGACAAGGCCCGCAAUCUCUUCGACACAGUGUUGAGAAAAGGAAAGGAAGCCAGCAGGAAGAUGGUCGGUCGCCUGGAACAAAAGGACUCAACGCUUCACAAAGAACUGGGUUUGUCCUCUGCUCAGUCUGCUCAGCCAGCUGCAUCACCCCAGAUGGCUCAAAGUGGGUCCGCUACACUUGAAUGCACAAUCGAAGAGUUCUGGAAAACCAAACAGAAUGACUCAAACGUUUACCCGGUGGCGAAAGUGUCCUAUAAGAAUCGUGUCGCACUGCUGAUCACGAACAUCAAGUUUUCUCACGAGACACAAAGGUAUGGAGCCGAGAAGGACGAGGAGAACAUGGAGAGACUGUUUCAAAGUUUAGGAUAUGAGGUGGUGAAAUAUAGAAACCUCACAGGAAAGGCGAUCGAGGAAGCUUUAUUUAAGUUUGCUGAACAUUCCAAACUAAAAGAGGCUGACAGCGUGUUUGUGGUCAUCAUGUCUCAUGGAAAGCUUGGAGCAGUUUUGGGGGUUGACUGGAAACAAGGUGAUAAGGACCCAGAUGAGUUUCCCAUCAACAACAUUUUCACAAUCCUGGGUCCAAAGAAAUGUCCGGGGCUGAUAAACAAACCCAAGAUCAUCGUCAUCCAGGCCUGCAGAGGAGAUAAGACAGGAUCUGUUUUUCUCAGCGAUGGUCCAAACCAAGUUGAUGACGCUCCACGACCCAGAGAUGAAGACUUUGAGGAAGACAAUGUUCAGUGGGUACACAAAGAAAAAGACUUCAUUUCUCUUCUCUCCUGCACUCCUGAUACGGUGUCCUACAGACAACCAAAUCAUGGCUCUCUCCUCAUUCAGUACAUUAAUGAAAUCUUCAAAGCUGACGCGCAUCGGGAACACAUUCAGGAGCUUUUCCGAAAAGUCAUGCAACGUUUUGAAGGUGUCACCUUCGGGAGCCGGCUGCAGAUGCCAACCAUAGACAGGUCCACGCUGACUAAACACUUUUACCUCUUUCCGGGACUUGUGGACCCAAAUCUCUAA